GGGGGCUGGGGUCAGUCUGAGAUUCCUCUGUUCCGCUCUUUCCCUCUGGCUUAGCCAGCCUCUCGGAGGCUCUCCUCUUCCAGCCUGCGCUGCUCCUGGCUUUUAUCUGCUCCUGCAGUGACUCCCCCUCCCCUAACCACUUCCCUGCCAGCCUGGAUGAGAACGGUAGCUCAGCCACCUCUGAGAGGCUCUGGUUUUUAGCAGAGGUGGUGGGAACCCUAAAGACCACUCUGUGGUUGGUGUGAUUCCCCAACCUUAAAUCCUUGCCUGGUCCCCUCCCAGGAGCCAGCCAGGGAUCCUAGCUGCUGUUAGGGCUCCUUAGUGCCGCUUCCAGGGAGCUGGCCCUGCUUCCUGCUUCCUGUCCCUAAGCCCCCACCCCCACGCUGCCCCGUUCUGUGUCUCUGAGCCUCCUACUCCCCAGGGGCCAGACCAAUAGGAAACAGAAAUGUCUCCAAACCCUGCUGACCUGCCAGAAGUUGUUCUGUGCCUUGUAAGCGAUAGACACCAGGAUGAGGUCUAUACCAAGCAGAGGAAGGAAUGGACUCUUUGAAGUAUAUGACAAGCUAGGCAGCUUCCAAGCAUGUCAUCAUGGGGACAGACAGCCUGGGCUCCCUCUCCGUGGUACUUCUGCUUCCUCUUGUGUUUGGAGUCCCCACAGAGGAGCCCACUUUUGGGGCACCUGUGGCCUCCCAACUCACCAAAGGCUGUCAGCGAUGCUGUGACCCUGAGGAACCACUGUCCCCUGCCUCCCCCUCCUUCCCCUAUGUCCUGCCCGAGGUCAGGCCCUACAUCAACAUUACCAUCCUGAAGGGCGACAAAGGGGACAGAGGUCCUGUAGGAACACCAGGGAAGCCAGGCAAGGAUGGUACCCGAGGGGACCGUGGCUCUCAGGGCAUCAAAGGUGACAAGGGACAGGCAGGCAACCCUGGUAGCCCAUGCCAGACGCACUACUCCGCCUUCUCUGUGGGCCGCAAGACAGCCUUGCACAGCAGCGAGGACUUCCUCCCACUGCUGUUCGACAGGGUCUUCGUGAACACCGACGGCCACUUCGACAUGGCCACCGGCCGCUUCAGGGCCCCGCUGCGUGGCCUCUACUUCUUCAGCCUCAAUGUGCACAGCUGGAAUUACAAGGAGACCUACGUGCACAUCGUCCACAACGAGCAGGCGGCCGUGAUCCUGUACGCACAGCCCAGCGAGCGCAGCAUCAUGCAGAGCCAGAGCGUGAUGCUGCCGCUGGAGCCCGGCGACCACGUGUGGGUGCGGCUCUUCAAGCGCGAGCGGGAGAACGCCAUCUACAGCGACGAUGUGGACACCUACAUCACCUUCAGCGGCCACCUGAUCAAGGCGGAGGACUGAGCUGCCCUGGCCGAUUCCACAGCUGGGCAUGUUGCGGGGAGGGUGGUGGCUGGUGGCUAGCCCAAGUCCUGCAGGCUCCCCGGCCGGGGCUGGAUCAGCCGGUGUCCAUUGCUUAUUAUCAUCACUUGUAGUCUGUCACCACCCCCCCACUCCACCCCCUCCCCCGCUUCAUUUUCAGAGACCCUGGCCUUAAGCAUUCCAGAACCUUCUCAGCCUCUAAGGCGGCUCCCCUCACACACACCACCGUGCGGUUAAUUCCUGGGGGCUUUUUGGUAUGGUAGAUUCUGGCUUGGCAUUUGGGGGUGUGUCCAGGAUUCUGCAUUUCUAGCAAUUUCCUCAGUAAUGCUGAUGCCACCGGUCUAUGGGCCCCAUGCUUGAGGGAUGGGGCUCUCUAGAAUAUUCCUGGCAUUCUCAGACUUCCCAAACUUCUGGAAUUCCCCCCCGGAACUCUAGCAUUCUUCCUGAAGCCUCAGGUUCUUCUCUUCACCCUGGGCCUACCCCACCUCUGCCCUCCCCGCCCCUCCCCCAUCCUCUUUUCUACCCACUGUUUAUGUAGAGAAUCAUCAAAUGCUGAACACUCACUUGGUCCCAGGCCUGAGGGAAGCCUAGACUACUCAGACCUAGGUCCCGUCCCUCCCCUGGUGAAUGCCCAGUGGCCUGGACAGGGUUGGGCUGCGCUCAAGUGGGUACAAAGACUUGAGCGUGUUCCGGGCGCUCCUCUAGGCUGGGUGGUUAGGCACUGAGGGCCACUCUCCACUGCUCCGGCGGUGGCACAGGUUCUGGAGGUAGGGAUGAUGUUCCUUUCCCAUUCUCUGCCUUCUUGCCUGGUGCCCAGCAUUAAAGCAAACCCUAGGUAUAGUCUUGGCUGGGAGGGGACUCAGGAAUUUGGAGGGACCGGGGUGAAAGGUGCCUGGGAGUGAGUUGGAGCCCACUAUCCUCCCUGACCUUUGAGGGCUCCUCCUGCCCUGCUUUCCUCGUUUCCCAGAACUGUAGGCAUGGUCAGACCAUACGCCAGGUGCUCUCUGACCCUCCUGGCCCCUCAAAAGCCCAGUGUCACACAGGGCUUAAGACGGUGCUAAGGACACCCAGGAGGUGGCUCCCCUCAGAGCUUGACCUGCCCGUGUUGCCCUUGCAGACAUCAUGGGGAGCCAGGCAGGACAGAGAUGACAGGUUUCAGCCCAAAGCAGGUCUAGGGACUGAAGCCAGUGACAUUCAGGUUAUCUGGGGGCCUUCUCUGAGCCAUGCUGCCAAGACAGGCCCUAGGGAAAGUCAUGGAGAAGCAGGGACACCGAGACCUCCAUGCUUUCCCCAGGGUGCAUGGCCUGGUGGCCAUGUAACCUCCCCCUCUUCCACUGCAGGCUGCCUGAGCUUCUUGGGGGAAGGUGGCCUCCGUCCAUCGGUGCUUCUGUAGACCCAGGGCAGGGCUGGCCCUGGGCAGGCAUCUCUGGUGCUUACAGCCAAGGGAACCAUGGCAGGGUGACAGGGGCAAGGCCUGCCACGUGCUGUGAAGACUGGUUCUACAAAACCACCCUCAUUCCGACUGUCCUUGCCUGCUUGGCCAGUGUGAAUAAAAAUCCUGGAUUCUCUUGGCAA
Molecule: messenger RNA, 2949 nt
Organism: Mesocricetus auratus (golden hamster)
Lineage: Eukaryota; Metazoa; Chordata; Mammalia; Rodentia; Cricetidae
Gene: C1qtnf6
Product: C1q and TNF related 6
Exons: 3
Coding region: 589-1356 (255 amino acids)
Molecular function (GO): protein binding
Source: RefSeq, a predicted model, not a curated record